AUUACGCAGGGAUGCACUAUUCCAGGCUCGGGCGCUCCAGGCGUCUGCUGUCCGACCAGGUUCCUUGCAGCAUCAUCGCCACCGCAGGGCCAGGGAGACGAACGUAUCUUCAGGGCAGCCAGGAAGAACGUGAAUAUGGGCCCACUCGAUCCAAACAUGGUGAACGCCGCUUGUCAGAAAGGCGCUAAUGCCGUUAACCAGAUCAGAAAUAUUGAAAAUAACCUUGCUAGGAAUAAUAUAGUACUGCAGUCUGGCACCCCCGCCGAAGGACACCUGCGCGUCUUCGACAUCAGCAGAGGUGCUCGUCAGAUGCAUACAAAUGCACUUGCGAUUGUUAUGGCGUCGAAGAACAUGAUGCAAGAUUUCAAGCUCUCGAAGGAUCAGGGUGGACAUGGUCUAAGGAAUCUCAAUGUAAGAAGCACGGUGCUGAGUGAGAUGUGCCCGCGAAACCCAGACUGCAGGGGGAUUAACCAAAAGUACCGUACUGUAGACGGCUCAUGUAACAAUCAGGCCAACCCUGUGUGGGGGAAGAGUAACACUCCAGUUCAGCGUAUCCUCCCUCCCACUUAUAAUGAUGGUGUUAGUGACCCUCGUGUGAAUGGCGUGAACGGUAGUCCUUUACCUAAUGUAAGAGCUCUCUCCGGGAAUGUCUUGGUCGACGUCGACAAUCCUGACCAACAGUUCACUUCCUCCGUUAUGCAGUGGGCACAAUUUCUCGACCAUGACUUCGCCCACGUUCCUUUCCCCGAUAUGGUUAAUAAUGAAGGCAUUGAAUGCUGUCCAAAUGGCCAGGAGUUGACAGGUCCGGCUCGACACCCAGCAUGUUGGCCUAUUAACACUGCUGGAGAUGCUUUCUAUGGACCUCGCGGGAGAUCUUGUAUGAACUUCAUCCGAAGCAUGGUGGCUAUAGGUCCUGAGUGUCGCUUUGGAUACGCAGAACAGCUGAACCAACUUACUCACUGGAUUGAUGGUUCAAACGUUUAUGGUUCGGACAUCGAAGAACAAACUAAAGUUAGAGAUACCCGUGACGGCUUGUUGAAAACAUCUGGCAAUAACAUGCUGCCGUUUGAGGAGUCAAGAGGAGCAAACUGCCUGGGAACAGAACGAGGAGUUCGAUGUUUCACAGCUGGUGACAGUCGUGUGAAUGAGCAACCUGGCUUGACUGCUAUUCAUACUAUCUGGAUGCGUGAACACAAUCGCGUUGCUCGCCAACUAAAGGCUCUAAACCCGUCGUGGAACGAUGAAACGGUGUUCCAAGAGGCUAGAAGAUUUGUGGUGGCCGAGAUGCAGCAUAUCACAUACAACGAAUGGUUACCCAUUAUCGUCGGUCCAGCUUUCAUGGAGUCAUUUGGCAUAAAUGUACGAACAAACGGUUACAGCUUUGACUAUAAUCCCAACUUCAAUCCCAACAUGAACAACGAAUUUGCCACCUCCGCCUUCCGGUUUGGCCACACCUUGGUAAAUGGAAACCUUAGGAUCUUUGGCCCUGACGGAAGUGUGAGUACCAUCCAGCUCCGCGACCACUUCCGGUCUCCCCAUUUCAUUCAGCAACCAGGUAUGCUGGACGCCAUUACACGAAGCUUCUUGCAACUACCAAUCCAGAAAUUCGACAGUUUUAUUACACAAGAUUUGUCAAACCAUCUGUUCCAGACACCUAGAGUAAACUUCGGGAUGGAUCUGAUGAGUCUAAACAUCCAUCGCGGCCGUGACCAUGCCAUUGCUACGUACAAUGACAUGCGACAGAUCUGUGGCCUCAGGCGAGCACAAUCAUUCGAUGACCUUACGGACCAGAUCCCUGGUGGGAUUGUGCAGAACCUUCGUCGUGUUUACCAACAUGUAGAUGACAUCGACUUCUUUGUGGGUGGCAUAUCCGAGCGGCCUGUUUCAGGCGGCAUCCUUGGCUGGACCUUCCUGUGCGUGGUUGGUGACCAGUUCGCCAGAUUGAAGAAGGGAGACCGAUACUUCUACGAUCUCGGGGGGCAACCCGGCUCGUUCUCUGAACCUCAACUACAGGAGAUUCGGCGCGCCUCUUGGGCCAGAAUCAUUUGUGAUAAUUCGGACAACAUCCAGGCCGUCCAGCCCCUUGCCUUCCAGCUGACCGGAAGCCAGUUUAAUCAGCCUGCCGACUGCCGCGGGCCAAUAAUCCCAAGACCCAACCUUCAAUUGUGGCGAGGAGAGCGCGUGGGUUAGGGAGCUCAAUCACAUACUCAGUAUUACGGUAUUUUCAUUGGGAAUGUCGAUUAUACAAGAUAUUUGUAAACCAUUAAUACUCUUAUGUAAUCCACCAGUAAAUAAGGAACGUUUUCUAAAAUGGAAAUAAACAGUACAUAAUAA
This is a messenger RNA of Penaeus monodon (black tiger shrimp), 2334 nucleotides long. Its product is annotated as chorion peroxidase-like. Gene Ontology annotation, biological process: response to oxidative stress. Gene Ontology annotation, molecular function: peroxidase activity; heme binding. The record is from RefSeq and is a predicted model, not a curated record. NCBI's taxonomy places the organism in Eukaryota, Metazoa, Arthropoda, Malacostraca, Decapoda, Penaeidae.